Papaver somniferum (opium poppy) is the source of this 1284-nucleotide messenger RNA. Its product is annotated as putative disease resistance protein RGA3. The transcript has a single exon. Bases 1 to 1284 code for a protein of 427 amino acids. The record is from RefSeq and is a predicted model, not a curated record. NCBI's taxonomy places the organism in Eukaryota, Viridiplantae, Streptophyta, Magnoliopsida, Ranunculales, Papaveraceae. Gene Ontology annotation, biological process: defense response to other organism. Gene Ontology annotation, molecular function: ADP binding.
AUGUGGGUAUGGGUGUCUCAUCCUUUCGAUCGUACAAAGGUUGCCAAGGCAAUUGUACGAGAAGCAACGGGAAAGGACACACAUACCUCAACAUGGAAUCCUUUGUUUGGAGAAUUAUGCGAGUCGGUUAAGGGGAAGAAAUUCUUACUUGUGCUCGAUGAUGUGUGGACUAAUGAUCCUAACAAUUUGAAGGAUCUGACACAUUUACUUGAUCUUGGAGAACAAGGAAGUCGUCUUUUAGUUACUACCCGUAGUGUAAGUGUCACAUCCGCGUUAAACUCGUACAGACAUAUAUUGCAAGAUUUAAAUUCCGACGAUAGCGGUUUAUUAUUAUCCCGUAAAGCUUUUCAUGGGAAGGAGAAAGAAAAGAGUGAACUUUUAAAUGAUAUUGGCUCCCAGAUAUCAGACAAGUGUGGCGGCUUACCACUUGCUCUAAGUCUAAUAGGAAGUCUCUUGAACAAAAAAGUUAAUGAAAAGCAUUGGAGACAUGUACUAGAAAGCAAGAUUUGGGAACUAAAAGGAUUUGAUCAUCAAAAGAAACUUCUAUAUCCAAUUUUCUUAUUAAGUUACGAUGGUCUAGAGUCAGAACUGAAAAACUGUUUUCUAUAUUGUGCAAUGUUUCCAAAAGCUUGUUAUAUACGAAAGAGUAGAUUAGUUAGGCUCUGGAUGGCACAAGGUUUUCUUAAUUCAAGUAACGAAGAAAAAGAUCCUGAGUUAAUUGGCGAGGAGUACUUUGAUGAAUUAGCAGAUCGUUCAUUUUUCCAAGAUUUCUCUAAGGAUAGGGUUCGUGGCGAAGUUUACUGUAAGAUGCAUGAUCUUGUUCAUGAUUUUGCUCAAUUUCUCACAAAGGAUCAUUGUUAUGAGUCAAUUAACAAUGAAGACACAUUCUGUUUGAACCAAAAUAGGAAUCCCAUUCAUUUGAGUUUAAUAUAUGAUGAUCGUUGUACGGACCCUAAUUCCUUUCAUGAUUCAAUAAGAAAAGUUUACAAUGUCCGAACUGUCCAAUGUAUGAGGUAUAGGGCUCCGGACGAGGAUUACUCAUUCAGUGUUGGUAUUCUCUCUUCUGAUUUAGUUCAUCACCUAAGAUAUCUCCGGGUACUGAAAUUGAAAGACAUGGACAUAACACAUGUCCCUAAUGAAAUCGAUAAACUCAUACAUUUAAGAUAUCUCGAUUUGUCUUUUAACGAGAACUUAGAAGAAUUGUCUGAUUCUAUUUGUGGUCUAAUUAACCUACAAACUUUGAAACUGAAAUGGUGUCAGAGCCUUGAAAGACUUCCUAAAUAG